Molecule: messenger RNA, 3619 nt
Organism: Ixodes scapularis (black-legged tick)
Lineage: Eukaryota; Metazoa; Arthropoda; Arachnida; Ixodida; Ixodidae
Gene: Mtp
Product: microsomal triglyceride transfer protein large subunit
Exons: 18
Coding region: 873-3530 (885 amino acids)
Biological process (GO): lipid transport; lipoprotein metabolic process
Cellular component (GO): Golgi apparatus; endoplasmic reticulum; basolateral plasma membrane
Molecular function (GO): lipid binding
Source: RefSeq, a predicted model, not a curated record
GCUUGCCGCCGCCUUCCCCGUCGAAGCUCCCGCCGAAAGGUCUCGGCUGAGCGGACCACUGAAUUAGCAUCGACAUUCCGACGUCCUCGCCUCAGAGGAGCAACACGCCCCGGAGCAAACCCAGACGCGGGAAAAAAAAAAAAAAAAAGCUCCGAUGAUGACGCCGCGAAGCAACGGUGGUCCCCUCGUCGCGUGCUUCUAGCGCACCAGGAGCCACGGCGGAGGGAGGAACUCGGCAAGAGCCAAGUGCAUCGGAGCGCGUUGCCCGCGUGAGUGCCGUUGCUUUUCCUUGCCCGUCCGCGCCCGCCUCCUCACCCGGAAGGACUCAGCAGCCUCCGAACUUGCAGGACCGCUUUGGCCUUUUUUUUUUUCGCCGCUCGAAGACGGUGGCCCCCCUCCCCCUUCCAUCUGCCGAAGCUUUUGGGUUCCCCCCUGGACGGUCCACCCUGGCUGCCCCCUCACUCCCCAAACGCGAGAGUCAAGGUCAGCUUUCCUCCGGACGCUAGACGGCCAGACGUCUACCGGGUCUCCAGGCGCCUCCAGAAGACGCUGGACUCGAAGAAGAGGCGCGUGGUCCCCGACGCGCGCAGUGCGUUUUCGUGGAAGCAGCGCGACAGGAGGCAUGGGACGCCGCGACGGUGCUGUGCGGCCUCUUGAGUAGCGAUGGUCGCGGCCACGACGAUCUGCCCGACGAACUUUGAGCGGCGCCUAUCAGCGGCGGGAUCGAGCGUCAGGGAAAUAUCAUCGCGAUCCCGACGAAGUUUAUCUGAAGGUCAAGCAACCGGGAGGUCCCCCCCACCGCCAGUGCUGCAGAGGGAGACGUCGCGACUUGGACGCUCGGAGCUCGCCGCUCGUUCUCAGACACGUUGGAAAUGGGCUGCGCCUGGAUUGUGUGCCUCUUGGCUUUGGGAUGCCUGGCGGCUCCGAGUCGGCAGUUCGACGUGGGCACGACGUACAAAUACAGCCUGGCGAGUGACGUGUACUUGAACGAAGCGACGUCCAGGCCCUCCGACAAGACCGGCCGAAGCGUGGGCUAUGGACUGCGGGCCAGCACCGCCGUCACCUGCCUCUGGAAGAGUCCACGGGACCCUCUCAACAGGCUCUUCCAGAUCGAGCUGUCCAACGUGCACCUGGCCGUGGUACCGGCAGAGUCCCCGGAGGCCGAGCGCAGCCAGCACGCGUCUCAGUGGGACUCCGCGUCUCCCCUGCCCCUGUUCGUGCUGCAGCAGAGCAACGAGGUAGUCAAGGUCUGGUCGCACCAGGAGUCCCUGGACAGCGUGAACGUCAAAAAGGCCGUGGCCAGCAUGCUCCAGUACCAGCUCACACCGGAGGACAAGCAGCAGGUUGAUGUCUCAGGGAAGUGCCAAGUGAGCUUCAAGACGAACGGAAACCACGUGACGAAAACCAAAUCUGGAUGCACGCAUCCCGACAAAGCCCAGUUCUUUCACCCAAACCCUAUCCAGUCUCCGACGAUAGUGUCCCAGUCGGAGUCGGCUUACGAGCUGCUGCCGGACUUGACGGCACCGAAGAGCGUGCACAUCAAGGAGGAUGUUACCAUGUUCGUCAACGUUUGGAAAGAGGCCAACAUUCGAGUCACCGCGGAACACACCUUUAGGUUGGAGGGCACGUCGCCGUCCGCGAAAUCCUUUGUCGCCAACACUGAAGUCGAAGUGAUACAGCAGCUGACGGCAGGGAAAAAGUUGGUGGAGGACACGAUAGUGGCCAGACCAGAAAUAAAGAAGUGCACGAAGAAUUGCAAAUCCCUGGCCGAAAACGUAAAGUUGUUCGAGGCGAACUUGCGACCCAAGAGUUUGGCCACGCUCAAGUCCUCGGUGUCUUUCCUGCGGCUGCUGCAGAGCUUCAGGGAAGCGUCUGAAAAGGACAUUCACGCCGUCCUCAAGAGCGGAAAAAACAAAAAGAUUGUACCACAAUUGUUGGAUUUAACAGCAGCAGCUCAGACCCUGGCAUCUGUGAAGGCCAGCUUGAAGUUUCUCGAUUUCAACUCGGAAAAUGACCUCGCUGAACGUUUCCUGGUCAGUCUGGUAGCAGCGUCACACCCGAGCUCAUCUAUUAUCACGGAAAUAUUGGCAGUUGCCCAGAAGGACUUGAAGAACGAGAAGAACAAGGCGGCAGCCAUUGCCACUCUCGGGGCCCUCAUCAAAACCUACUGCCGCGCUCAUCCCAAAUGCGCCAAGCAAGGGCCAAUUAGCGCUGCCCUCAAGUUCAUGGAGGGCGAGUUGGAGCGGUGCAAGCAGGAGACCUGCUGGCACACAUACUUGCGAGGCCUGCAGAACGCUGCGCAGCCGUCGAGCAUCAAGAGCAUGCUGUACGCCAUCCGGAAAGGCAGCAAGAAGGCCGUGCUCACUGCGCUGCGAGCUCUCAAGCAGAUUGGAAGCGAGCACCUGAACGACGAGGUGUACGACUUAGUGGAGAAGGUGUACGGCGAAGUGGACAAGAGGCACGACUCGACGGCACGUGCGCUCGCCGCCGAGCUUAUCUUCCUGAGCUCCAGCCUUGGUCGUAUCGAGAGGGUCCUCCAGCGGCUGCCUUCUCACGACGCUCCCGAGCUGUCCACGUUCAUCACGAGCAAGCUGUUUGAGCUGCUAGACCACAAGAACCAAGUUAGGUUGUUCGCAGGAAAGGUGCUCAACAACACUACCGUCGGCAACUAUUACAACCUGGCGCACGGCGGCUCGUCGGCGGCAUUUACGAAAUAUCUGACAAAGAGCGACGAUCUGAACUCGACGUACGGAAUCAACAUGGAGCUCAUUCCUGGCGGACUCCUCAAGGAAAGCUCGGUCGACGUAAGCCUGGAAACGCCCGAAGAGAGCCUCAAUCUUCUCUCUGUGGGGCUGUUCGCCGGCGGCUUGGGCAACGUGGCGGGAGGGGACGACGGUGGCAAUGACGCCAGCCAGGAGGAAGAGGAGGCCACGGCCGGCAUGAGGCUCAUGCUCAUGGGCGCCGAGCUCAGGCCCUACGUCUUCUUCGUGGGCACCUCAGAACUCAUGGGACACGUCUGGUCCGGGACCGGGAGUGAACCGACGCCGGCCCUGCAGGGGAACCUCCUCAUGAUGGACCACUUCCAGUACGUUGCCCUGCUGAAUGGCCUCGUCGUGGAGCUCAAGCUGCAAGGAGUCAUCUCGCUCGACCUGACGGGCAGCAUCCAGAUCUCCCUCUGGAACAGAAAUUCACACUCCGUCGUGAAGACAAGUGGCGCUGCGUUGGUGCAAGCUUCGGCGGCACUGAACAGCGGAGCAGCUUCGAGUAACAUUCAGGUUAACGUCGCCGGGGACACGCACCUCGAGUUCAUAACCGACCUGGAGUUCUACGAGAAGCCCUACAAAAUGUGCAUCCAGAUGACACAACCGGGCUUGGUUCUAAGGCACAACGUGCGCAAGCACGAAGGGGUGACCGGGCGCAAGCACCUGGUGCGGACGCUCAAGAAGCGAUCUCAGACCAUCGCCGGCAAGUCGUACGCGCUGCACCGGAAAAACUGUGAAUAUUGCUCAAUCAUGCUGGCCGAAGUAUGAAAGUCGUCUAGGUUGUCACAAUCCAAUUUUCUCGCAAGAAUAUAUGAUGUUGCCAAUGCCGAAAAUAAAAAAAGGCUGUUUUUAUUUUA